AUGUGGCGGAGCGGCGGUUGUGUUUGGGCCUUCCUUCUGGCCAGUCUGUGGCUGAUGGCCACGGUCUCCUCGGAGACCCUCAUCGAGGUGGACGAGAACGGGGACGAGUACGAGCUGAAGCGGUUCUAUAUCCAAGGACGUCAACUGCGCGGUGAUGGCAGCCAGUCCCAGUGCGUCGUUACGCGCCGGAAGAGGAACUCUCGCGCCCUCACCACCUUCGGCACCGCGAAUCGCAACAUCUCGGUCACCUCCCAGCCCCUCAAGGUGGAGGCCGUGCCGGGCAAGGAGCAUCGCGAGGGCGACCAGGAUCUGGAGGUGAAGCACCGUUAUGUGGCUCUGACUGGAGUACACUUUGAGCCCAAUGUGGAGGAUGAUGACGAGGACGAUGAUGAGGACUUUGAGGAUGAGGAGGAAAAUGUGCCAGUGAACUCUCCCAAGGGGGAGUCGAACUUCGUGCCGGCCGCUUUGGCCCUGCCCCUGGCCUCCACAGCGGGUGCCUCUCCCGCCGUCCAGACCUCCCAGAGCCAUCUCGCCCAGGGAGUCAGUGUGGUGGCCAGUUCCGCCUCUCACGCCAACGUGGCCGGAGAUGCCGGCAUCGUGGUGGUGCAGUCGCAUCAGCCCCCCAAGGUCAACCCCGACACCCAUGCCGUCUUCGAGCUGAAGCCCGUCCAGGCUGACACGCCCGGCUAUCCGUUCGUCCAUCCCUGGGACUACGAGCCCGAGGACGAGGACGAGGAUGACUACGACGAGGAGGACUACGACGACUUCUACUACGGCAGCGACUACUAUCGCGAUCAUACCGGCUACUAUCCGUUGGGCGAGUACGACGAGCAUGUGAUCGAGGAGAUCAACCCGGUCACCACGAGUGCCUACUGGAGCACCGGCGAGGACGACAGUGACAUCCAUCCCGUUAUCAACCAGGCCAACAAGCGUCCCAACCAGGGCCAGAAGAACAAGAACAAGAAGAACAAGAACCAGAAGAACAAGAACCAGAAGAAUCGCAAUCAAUUGCAGAAGAAGCGCAAGCAGCAGCAGGCUGCUGAGAACCAGCAGAAGCAGAAGAAGAAGCCCGAGAAGAACCAGCAGGACAAGAAGAAGGACCCCAAGGACCAAAAGGACAAGGAGGAGGAGGAGCAACUUCAGGCCGUGAAGCCAGUAGAUGUGAUCAAGAAACCCGAGUCUUCCAGCAUGACAGAGUCUUCUGCCUCGGCUUCUAGUUCUUCUAACACUUCCAGCCAGUCUUCGAUGAGCAAUUCUUCUGAUAAGAAUAAGAAGAAACCCAAGAAGAAGAAGCAGAAGAAGCCAUCCAGCAGCAGCAUCAGCAGCAGCACUUCAGUCCGUAGAAAGAAGAAGAAGCCGAGCAGCAGCAGCAGCAGCAGCAGCCUCAGCAGCAGCAGCAACAAGCGUCGUCGUCCCAGCAGCAGCAGCAGCAGCAGCAGCAACAUUGGCGGCUACCGUCGCCGUCGUCCGCAGCAGCAGCAACAGCAACAGCAGCAGAGGUUGCAAGACCAGCGCCGUCGCCGUCGCCGCCAGCAGCAGCAGAAGCGUCGCCGCCAGCAGCAACAGCAGCAGAAGCGCCGCCGCCAGCAGCAGCAACGCCGCCGUCGAUUGGGCAACAAGAACCGCCAAUUCUACGGCGACGAGCCCAUCAUUAACUGCAUUUACAUCAACAAGGAUCCGCCGACGACCACCACCACCACGCCCCGUCCCUUCUGGAACAUCCUGGGCCGUCAGUCGCAGGACUCGGCGCCAGCUGCCCCCAAGGAUAAUGGUGCCGUUGCCGCCGUUGCUCCCGCUUCCGAAUCCGACGCCAGCGAUGUAGAUCCUGCCGCCCAGGAGGCUGUCCUCCAGGCGGUUCGUCGCAACUUUGGAGAAUUCGGUGGCCGUAAGCGCGUCAACCUGCGUUUCGUGUCCUAG
Messenger RNA from Drosophila bipectinata, 1917 nucleotides. RefSeq lists its product as uncharacterized. Lineage: Eukaryota; Metazoa; Arthropoda; Insecta; Diptera; Drosophilidae. The record is from RefSeq and is a predicted model, not a curated record.